Electrophorus electricus (electric eel) is the source of this 2773-nucleotide messenger RNA. It is a transcript of the gene inpp5e, whose product is annotated as inositol polyphosphate-5-phosphatase E. Gene Ontology annotation, molecular function: phosphatidylinositol-4,5-bisphosphate 5-phosphatase activity; inositol-polyphosphate 5-phosphatase activity. NCBI's taxonomy places the organism in Eukaryota, Metazoa, Chordata, Actinopteri, Gymnotiformes, Gymnotidae. Gene Ontology annotation, biological process: phosphatidylinositol dephosphorylation. Gene Ontology annotation, cellular component: nucleus; Golgi apparatus; axoneme. The record is from RefSeq and is a predicted model, not a curated record.
CGCCCGGCGGUUGCUAAGGAAGUAAAAAAAAAAGUUUGCUCUGACGCAAGAUGCCUAAGUUGAGGACCAUGGCACUUGUUUACAUCUGAAAACAAGUGAGAGACUAGGAUGAAUGAAAAUGGAGACGCCAUCAUACCAUUCCACCCUGCUGAACCUCCCUCCAGGAAGGAUACACGUAGCUUCCACAUAGAAGGGGGAAAAGAUGGAAUCAGCAACGAAAUCAGAAGUACCAAGAAGUCUAGUGAAGCACUCCUAAACCCUGAGGAUGAGCGAAAUAAGGCCACGACGAUUAGUCCCUACCAGCCGCAUCCACCCUUCCUUCCCAAACCUCCGAGUAUGGGGAAAGGGAGCAAAAACCCCAUGUCCGAGGAGAAGAUAAGGGGGAGGAAACUGAAGAGUAGCCAGGAGAGCCUCACAGACCCGACUGAGACAGGCUCUUCCACGGACUCCCUUAAGGAAGACCGGGCACCUCCUACUCUCGGCAGCGUUACCAGUUUGAAGAAUGGGCAGACUGGAGGGAGCCCGUCUGAUUGGGUGAGAGGGGAGUCUCCGCCGUUCCGGGACCGAUGUAGUAGUCUCCCCGGGGAAGAUGAAUGUCUUCAUGGGCAAGGCUGUCUGGCUGGAAACAAACCGAAACCCUCCAAAAUCAUUUUGUCCCCCCUGCAGCCUAUAGGAGCAUUCCCUCCACUGGAGAACAGCAUCACUUCCCUCUCCUUAAGGUCCACUAAUCGGAUUGACAGGGAUUGCCUGGAUUAUGGGAGGGGGAGCCCUGCGGAGAGGCUGCACCGAAACUUCAGUGACAGCCGCCUUUUAGACACCAUGGUGUUGGACAGCACCUCGGUCAACUCCAUGAAGUCCACCCUAAGCGCGCUGAAUCCGAUCCGACCAAAAGAUGUGAGGAACAGGAGCUUUCUCGAGGGCAGCGUUCUGGGGAGUGGUGCCUUGCUCGGUGCUGAAGAGCUAGACCGCUACUUUCCUGACAGGCAUGUGGGGAUAUGCAUCGCCACUUGGAACAUGCAGGGAGAGAAGGGGCUUCCAAGCAGCCUAGAUGACCUGCUGCUCCCAACAGACAUGGAAUUUGCACAAGACUUCUAUAUCAUUGGAGUUCAGGAAGGAUGCCCUGACAGGAGAGAAUGGGAGAUCCGACUGCAGGAGACUCUAGGGCCAUUCUAUGUUAUGCUCUAUGCAGCUGCACAUGGAGUGCUGUAUCUCACCAUCUUUAUGCGGCGGGACCUCAUUUGGUUCUGCUCUGAGGUGGAACAUGCCACUGUCACCACUCGUAUCAUCUCACAGAUUAAGACCAAAGGGGCAGUGGGCGUCGGCUUCACUUUCUUUGGGACGUCCUUCCUCUUCAUCACAUCUCAUUUUACCUCUGGAGAUUCCAAGGUGUAUGAGAGGAUCUUGGACUACAACAAGAUAAUAGAAGCUUUAGCUCUUCCCAGGUGUCUUCCCGACACCAACCCUUACCGCUCCGUUGCCUCGGAUGUGACCACCCGGUUCGACGAGGUCUUCUGGUUCGGGGACUUUAACUUCCGCUUAAGUAAAGACCGGCAUGGGGUAGAUGCCAUUUUGAAUGAGCACACUGGGACAAACAUGGGCUCCCUCCUCCAGCAUGAUCAGCUGCACAAAGAAAUGAAAGAUGGCUCCAUCUUUAAGGGAUUUCAGGAAGCCCCUAUCCACUUCCCUCCCACUUACAAGUUUGACAUCGGUUGUGAUGUUUAUGACACCACAUCCAAGCAGAGAACGCCCUCAUACACAGAUCGAAUCCUUUUCAGGAACAGACAAGCUGAUGAUAUCAAAGUGGUUAAGUACACCUCCUGCUCUUCUAUCAAAACGUCAGAUCACCGGCCCGUGGUUGGCAUGUUCCAGGUCAAACUCCGGCCUGGUAGAGACAACAUUCCCUUGGGUGCGGGCCAGUUCGACAGGAUUGUAUACCUAGAAGGCAUCAGACGGAGGAUGACCCGAGAGCUGAAGAGGAGGGAAGUUGUGAUGAAGAAUCAGAGCGCUGUCUGCUCCAUCUCCUGAUCCUGGAUCAGGAUGCCACGAGCCUGACAGUCGUUCCCUCUGUGCCGAGUUACCAACUCAGGAAGCUGGACUUUCAGAACCAAGAGGAAACUCAGAACCAAGAGGAAUUAUGGGAGAUGGAGUGUGUGGCCACCAUCCAGACUAUUAAGUAGUGUUUACCACACCUUCGUGGGGGCUUGAAAAAUGGCUGGAUGUUCACGUCUGCCAGCUGCCGUUGCCCAUUAGGACACACACUGUUCAGUAAACGGUUUAUUUACACAGUGGUACGUAGGACAGGCCAUUAGAAAUGACGAGGACUCCCAUUUCAAGAUGGACUUUUAUAACCCACUUACCUUGUGUACUGUUUUACCUAACAGCUAUGCCUCUGUGACUUGGUUUUUGUAUUUGUUUUGUAUGCUUAUAUUUAAGGACAGAUGACAUUUUAUCACUAGCACAUUUUUUCAAACUAAAGCAGUGUUCAAUGGCCUUGUACAGUUAAAUCAGCAGCUCGACUUCAAGAUUCUGCGGAACAAAUUAUGUUUGACUUUUGGAUCCCAAUUACAUGCUUGAAAUUAGAGAUAUUUUUUUGUAAUUGUUUUAAACAUUCACUGGUACCAUCUUUAACACAAAUAUGUGAUCAUUUUAUGCACCAUUUAAUUUGUUUUAUUCCUGAACUGUCAGUUUAAAAUGUAACUUGUACCUGCUAGAGGUGCAGCAGGUGGAAAAUGCAAGUAGAAAUUGUGCUCAUUAAGAUUGAACACUGAACACA